Clarias gariepinus (North African catfish) is the source of this 2335-nucleotide messenger RNA. RefSeq lists its product as uncharacterized. Gene Ontology annotation, cellular component: cytoplasm. The record is from RefSeq and is a predicted model, not a curated record. The transcript is spliced from 3 exons. NCBI's taxonomy places the organism in Eukaryota, Metazoa, Chordata, Actinopteri, Siluriformes, Clariidae. The coding region runs from base 34 to 1476 and encodes 480 amino acids.
CACACACACACACAUGCGAGGAAUACACACGCCAUGACCAACGUUUCUGGAGGUGAGACGGCUAAAGUGGGACAUCAGGAUGUCCUGGAGCGCUACGUGAGUUUCUACAGCCGGGUGUGGAGUGAGGGCGGCGUGAGGGUGUGUGAGGACACACAGCUGAUGGAGCAGGCCGGGCAGGUGCUGGUAACCCCGGGUCGGGCAGCACACACCUUCACACUCCUGCCAUUUUACCCCACUCUGAUCGACAUCAUCAGCACCACCAGCAGCACCAGUAACGCCAGCACCAGUAACGCCAGCACCAGUAACGCCAGCACCAGUAACGCCAGCACCAGUAACGCCACCACCGUGCUUCAGCGCCUGAGUAAAGCCUUCGAGGUGCUCGAGCUGUUCUGCAUUAACCUGUUCCUCUUUCCCUGGAGAAAAGAGAUUAAAACCCUGAAGAAGUUCACAGGUCAUUUUGUUUACUACAUCAAAGCGAUUCUGCCGCUGCAGACGAUUCGGACCGUCCUCCACCACAUUGGCUACGACUCUGAAACCGACACCGAGUAUCAACUGUCCGAAAACGCCGACCCAAACCGGGCCAAAGAAAUGGGCUUUGAGCUCCUUCUGGCCCGGAUUGAAUGUGAACACCUGAUUAAUAUCACGAGCCAGACGUCUGACGCUGAAGCUCUGGAGAUCAUCCAGAAGCAAUGUUCUGCUCCGGCUCUUCAGGAGGAACCGGAUCUCGAUCACAGUCCAAACGGGGUUCUGGAGGAGGACAGAGCAAGCAGAGACGACUUCCUGUUAAAUCCAGAACUGUGUUUAAAAUCUUCAGACCUGGAUAUGAACGAGUGCCAAACCUCCAGACAUGGAUCGUUCCUGAGUGAGGACAAGUCCAUCCUGGAGAUGCAGAAGGAUUACCCAGACCUGGCCUUCCGACAGAGACCCAUCUUUAAAAGCUCAUCUACCAGGGUAAGGCGUUCCGGAGUGAGAGACAUGAAGUCGGGCCGUGAAACGAGUGGCCCUCUUACCAUCACCUUACACCCUGAAGCUCCACAACCUUCUGUAGAACCUCGUUCCUCAGAAGAGCAGCCUCAGCUUGUUGGAGCUGCAUCACACACUCCGGGGUUAAAAUGCGGCGACGACACCCCGGUGUCGGACCUGGCCGACAGGAUGGACAAGCUGAAGCUGAAGGAGUUCCCCGGCGAGGAGCCUCUGAAGUGUCCGGUGGAGGAGACGGCGCAAUGCGAGAAGAUCGAGACGAUCCCGAUCCUCUGCAGUCCCUCGCACGAGUCCGUCUGCAGUAUCACCGGCUGCGGCAGCUGCUUCGCCUCCGACCGACUCCAGCAGCACCACGGCAUCACCGAGCCUCCGCAGUCAUUCUACAUCCCCAACCGUGUGAGCGGUUCUGCUCCGGCGCCCCCUGCAGAGCACGAUGAGAACAACGAUCCAUGCAGCAGAGCCGAUCCCGUCCUACACCACACCCUGGAGCUCUGACAAACCUGUGUGAUGAGGAACGUGUUCGUCUCAGGUGAAGAACUCCAGAAGCUCUCGCAGAUCCACGUACAGUAUCUCAUCAUCUUCAUGUUCCUGUGAUGAGACUCUUGAACUGCUUGACCUCUGUGUUCCUCCGUGCACCACAUGGUGGUCUGUGCUCAUGUGCUCUUAACCUCAACACCUCCAGGAAGAAGAAACACACAAGCUUCUUUUUCACAGUAAACUGAAGUGUGUGUGUGUGUGUGUGUGUGUGUGUGUGUGUGUGUGAGAGUGUGUGACCUGUUUAAACAGGGGUGUCAAACACACAACGCGAGGACCAGCACCGGCCCGAUACGGGUGGAACACGUUCUUUAUUCUUGAUUUAAAAUCAUAUAGUGGACUGUAGCGCUAGUCUGUUGGUAUUCCUCUAGAGGGCGAAGUAGAGCAGAACACUUGGAGUAAUAAACCCAGCUCCUGAGGGGACAUGUUGAUGAUGUCAUUGUUCAUUAUGAAGGUAAACUUCACCGCUGUAACCACGCCUCCUCCUCUAACAGGAGCCACUGGUUAGAGAUUUUGCAGCAUGGGAGUCAAUACUUACGCAAUCACAAUUUAACAUUUUCUAUUUGUAAAACUUUUUCUACAUUGAUUUCCCCUUAUCUGAAUAUUAUGGGAGACUCGGUGUGGAUUAUUGACAGAAGAUCCACUUUCACUCUUGUGUUUUGUGUGAAUGUGUUUUUUUUAUUUUCUUCCCUCAUGACAUUUUAAAAGACAAAAGUCCUUUAACUCCUGACGUGUGAGACCUGGUGGUGCAGUGGUAAAGACCUCGCUUCUGAGGUUGGAGGUUGCUGGUUCGAAUCCAGCUUGGCCGUGUGUGUGAGUG